Peronospora matthiolae is the source of this 525-nucleotide messenger RNA. Lineage: Eukaryota; Oomycota; Peronosporomycetes; Peronosporales; Peronosporaceae. The record is from the annotation of a GenBank genome assembly.
AUGGCGUCUUACGGUAACCUUGUCAAAGUGCACGUGUCAAAGGACAAUCUGAACUUUAGCGCUGCGCAUUUUAUCGCCAUCAAGGGAUUUCGUGAAAAACUACACGGACACAACUAUUGUGUGGAAGUGUCGAUAACGGCACCGAUGCGCCGGGGCGGUUCAAUGAUCGACAUUCGUGAGAUCAAGACGAUUUCGCAGACAAUCUGCAACGAGCUGAAUGGGUCGUUUCUCGUACCGAUGCACAGCGACGUGCUUACUAUUUCGUUUACCAGCACGAAUGUACGCAUUGUCACGGAAGACUUGGCAAUGUUCAGCUUUCCCAAGGUAGACUGCUCGCUGCUUCCGAUUGUCCACACCUCAGCGGAAGAACUUGCCAUUUACAUUAGCGAUCGGCUUGUAGAGACAUUCACACCCGCUGCUCUUCUGAAGCAGGGCGUGCAGAAGAUGAACGUCAUCAUAUCGGAGGCCGACCAGCAGUUCGCCAUAUACGAGCGCAUUAUCCUCCCGGAGAUUCCCAAGAGUUAA